This is a messenger RNA of Thermochaetoides thermophila DSM 1495, 873 nucleotides long. RefSeq lists its product as uncharacterized. Gene Ontology annotation, cellular component: endoplasmic reticulum membrane. The record is from RefSeq and is a predicted model, not a curated record. Gene Ontology annotation, biological process: ceramide catabolic process; ceramide biosynthetic process. The transcript has 2 exons. The coding region runs from base 1 to 873 and encodes 290 amino acids. Lineage: Eukaryota; Fungi; Ascomycota; Sordariomycetes; Sordariales; Chaetomiaceae.
AUGCUUGGCAAACAUCGAUCCCUGGCGCACUUCGGUCUUAAGGACAAGCAAAAACACCGGCUCAUCCGAAGCUUCUGUGAAGAAGAUUAUGCCAUCAGCUACUACUUAGCUGAAUUCAUCAACUCCAUCAGCAACAUCGCAUACAGUCAGUACUCAUGCUCAUCCUCAGCCCUCCUCAUGCCCGCUCCGCUCACUCACCCAUGUGUAACAGUCUACCUCGCCCUUAGAGCCAUGUUCUGCCGUCAACACAACAAGCGCAUCACCCUCCGAGCAGACUACCUCUCGCUGUCGCUCCUCAUCCUCGGAAUCAACUCCUUCCUCUUUCAUGCCACACUCCGCGCGCUGCCCGAGUUCUGCGACGAGCUUGGAAUGUUGGGACUCACGUGGUCCUUGCUGCAGGCUACGCUGUGCAUGCGCCAGUCAUCACUGGCCCGCGUUCGCGCUAUCACUGUUGUGCUUGCGGCUGCGUACAUUAUAUUUUCUGCGGUGUAUAUCCUGUACUUGCCGCAUAUCAUUUACCAGGUUAUCGCCUUUACUACUGCGCUUGUGGGUGUCCUUCUCAGGAGUCAGUAUCUUCUUCACUGGGUCCGGCCGCCAUUUGCUGAGGCAAAGAGGAGGGAGUGGAAUGUUCGCGUGUGGAAGGCUGUUGGGAUCUGUAUUGCGGGGUAUGUGCUGUGGAAUGUGGACUUAGAGUGUUGCAUGUGGUUGAGGGGGUUGAGGGCGAAAGUUGGACUGCCGUGGGCUUGGGCGCUGGAGCUUCAUGGCUGGUGGCAUGUUCUUACGGCCGUGGGGGCCGCGAGGGUUAUGGAUGUGGUGAGGGACGUUUGGGAGGAGGAAGAGAGGGAGAGAAAGGAAGGGAAAAAGAUGGCAUGA